Messenger RNA from Doryrhamphus excisus (bluestripe pipefish), 2699 nucleotides. RefSeq names its product DNA cross-link repair 1C, PSO2 homolog (S. cerevisiae) (gene dclre1c). The record is from RefSeq and is a predicted model, not a curated record. Gene Ontology annotation, biological process: double-strand break repair via nonhomologous end joining; interstrand cross-link repair; telomere maintenance. Gene Ontology annotation, molecular function: 5'-3' DNA exonuclease activity; damaged DNA binding. Lineage: Eukaryota; Metazoa; Chordata; Actinopteri; Syngnathiformes; Syngnathidae.
GUCUCCACUGAUUUGGAAGUGACUUGUUUGAAACUUGGAGCGACGCUUUACGAUCAGACCAAUUCAGCAAUCAUCAUAAUUCAACAUCAACCGUUCAUUGAAAUUCCAGUUGAAUGUAUUGUAACGUGGAGGAGACACGGAGUGGCGGAUGGACCAAAUUCCAUUGCACAAAACAUUAAACUUUAAACAAAAACACUCGUGGUCACUAAAUGUCACAUUUUACUUAUUCAAUACAUUAGUAUUUAUAUUUAACUGCUCUUAUUUAAAAAUAUUUUUGUUGAAAUAUACAAUAAAUACCGCUGCUACAGUGGGUGGCAAAAGUAUUCAUAACCAUGAGAAACACUCAAAUUUCUCGUCACAGAACAAAGGAAAGGUGUGUUUCUGUUUACAUGAGAGGGAAUAUCGCGAUUGAAGGCAGAUAUUCUGUCAGGACGUCAGGGUAAACAUUAGACCACGUGACACAACCAGGAAGUGUAAGGAAGGCUAGCCCGUCUGAAUUCACCGGGCUGAUUCGCGCUUCGUAGACCGGGUAGGCUACUGGCCUAGUCGGAUGCAGACCCUGAAUUCAAGCACAGACCUCGAAUUCAAACACACCCAACAAAUGUACACUAGAGGGCGGAAGUCAUUUAGAAAAAAUACCAGAGAAGAAGAAUGCUUUCGAUGGGCGGGACAGACAAAUAAUAAAUUGUCAACAUAAACAACUUGCUGGUUCUCUAUUAAAAGACGUGCUUAAAUAUGAGCUCAUUUGCAGGACGAAUGAAAGAAUAUCCAACCAUUUCUUUAGACCGCUUCGACCACGAGAACUUACAAGCGCGUGCGUACUUCCUGUCUCAUUGUCACAAAGAUCACAUGCGAGGAAUUAAAGCACCAAAGCUGAAGAGAAGGCUGCAGUCUAGCCGCAAAGUUAAACUUUACUGCUCAUUUGUGACGAAAGAGCUGCUCUUGAGCAGCCCCAGGUAUCAUUUCUGGGCAGACUUCAUUGUUGCCUUAGAACUGGACAGCCCAACUCAGAUUUCUCUGGUGGAUGAGGCUUCGGGAGAGAGGGAAGAGAUUGUUGUCACACUCCUUCCUGCUGGUCACUGUCCAGGCUCGGUUAUGUUCUUGUUUGAAGGUUGCAGAGGGAACGUGUUGUACACAGGAGACUUCAGGUUGGGGGUCGGAGACGUGUCACGGAUGGAACAUCUGCACUCAGGAAGCAGCGUGAAGGAUAUUCAGAGUGUGUAUGUGGACUCCACCUUCUUUGACCCUCGCUUCUACCAGAUUCCUUCUCGGGAGGCGUGUCUGAACGCCAUUGUGCGUCUGGUGGGCGACUGGAUCUCUCAGAGCUGCCAUCACGUGGUGUGGUUGAACUGCAAGGCGGCCUACGGCUACGAGUACUUAUUCACCAAGUUGGGAGAGGAGUUCAACACACGGGUGCACGUCAACAACCUGCGGAUGUUUCGGAGGAUGCCAGAGAUCCUAAGCUACAUGACCACCGACCGCAGGACGCAGAUUCACGCCUGUCGACCCCUCAAGGAUGAGAUGUAUCUCCAUGGCAACCGGACACCGUGCAGCAGCACAUCCCCGGAUGGGACACGUCUUCACGUGAUGAGCAUCAAACCGUCCACCAUGUGGUUUGGAGAGAGGACUCAGAAGACAAACGUCAUCGUCAAAUCAGGAAGCAGUUCCUUCCGAGCCUGUUUCAGCUUCCACUCGUCCUACUGCGAGAUCAAAGACUUCCUGUCCCACCUCAAGCCUGUGCACGUCUAUCCCAACGUCAUCCCGCUGGGCCGCACGCUCAGUGAGGUCACACAGAUGCUCCAGCUCAUGUGCAGGAAGCCGUCAGAGGAGGCCUUGACAUACAAACCACUAGGGGUGCUCAAGCGCAGCGUGGCCAUGACACCACCUCGUGGUGAGGCUUUAACCACCAAUUCCGACAGUGAUGAUGGGCUCUUUGAUGGGAUGGAUACGGCGCCAGUGAGGAAAAAGCCGGCACUGAGCAGCCACAUCAAAAACGCUCCUAGUGCACGUGCCACAGCUUCUCCUGCCUCUAAGGGGGACUCACUGCACCUGUCACACCAGCCGCCCAGCACACACAAUUACACAAACAACUAUAUGGACUGCACAGAGUCCAAUGAUGAAAAUGAUGAAGACGAGUCGAGCGACGAGGAGGCGAGCACUCAGGCAGAACGUGGCUUAGAACGGCCCCCCAAGUGGGAUGACUUCUUCACUGUUGAGACACUACUUGACAGCCAGAGCAGUCUCGACAGCCAUUCACAGCCCGGCUCCGUCCCAGGCUCCUCCCCCUCCAGGAUGACAGGAUUGCAGACACCUGAAGCGUUCAGCCAACAGGAAGAGAACCUGGCUGACAACUUUAGUCUGGCUCUGUCCGCCUCAUUGUCCGAUCAUUCCUCCCAGACCCAGGACUCUAAUCCCCUCCACAGCGGCAUCCCAUCUGAGCCGGAGGAGCUGCUGGAGUCUCAGGCAUCAUCAGACUUUGACAUUCCCUGCACCCCAGAGUCCAAGAGGCCAUCCCCUGACAAACUGUCUCAGCUGUACAGGAAGUUGGCGUCAGGAGAGGAUGUGCUGGUGGAGACAGGACAUCGAGGUUCUGUGUGACAGGAAGUUACAGAAUCUUUACUUCCUGUUGUCAUUCCUGCUGAGUUGUGAUGAAUUACUAAUGCCUGUCUCGGAAUAAAAGGUUCAGAUAUGAAAUGUAA